AUGAGCCAUGGCCAAGAUGACUCUGGAGCGUUGAACAGACAUAGCGACGAUUUAACCUCAUCCCCUGAAGGAAGCGGCCCCAUCGAGCUAGUGAACAAGGGACCGUCACCCAAUGCCCAAUGGAAACAAUCUUCUCGCCUAGUAGAAGAGGGCCUCACUCGGGGUUUGUCAAAUGAGGAUUUAUGGAUGCUGAUUCGGCGAUUUGACAAGCAAAUCUACCAUGUGCGAGCCGUACAGGACACAAAGGCUCAAAGCCUAGACUUGAAUCGCGUGGACAAUGAAAGGUUUCCCCCGGAGAAGCUACGCAUCACAAUCGAGCGAUUCUACACAUCAGUGGUUGUCGGUGUGGUUGAAUUCUUCAGACACAUAACUCGAUUAAGGUCGUGGGAAAACCCAAAUCGCACUUUCGUAUUUUGCCUUGUUUACUGCGCAUCAUGGGCGCUAGAUCUCCUGCUACCGGUUACUUUCGGCGUUCUUGUUGCACUGAUAAUGGUUGGUCCUUUUCGUACUUUGAUGUUCCCUGCCUAUGAAAGGAAACCGAGGGUAUCAAAGCGCGAUAAGGACAGCACAGGGCAACCGGAGUCAAUGGACAGCCUCACCGGGGCACCAGAAAGCCAUAAGGGAGAAGCAGCGGAACGCGAGGCAAAGAAUCUUAUUGAUGGUAUUGCUACUGUUGCAAUGGAAAGUGCUGCCGCCAAAUAUGGACAAACAGUGGUUGAAGAAACUUCUGAACGGCCGCUUAUUACUAAUGCAAUAGAAGUGACUGAUGAUACUACUGAAGCCCCGGCUGAAGAUGCUCCCGAGGAUAAGACCAAAAAGCCUAUGAAAGAAAAGGUCUCGCAUGGCACUGACCAAUUUAUGCGUGCGCUAAGUGAUAUCACUGAUACCUAUGAGAGAUUUGCCAAUUUAAUAGCACCAACACCACCUUUUUCGCUCAUUUCCCCUAGACUACGAUUGGCCGGUAUAUUCAGUCUAGUCUCCAUUGCUGCACCGUUGAUAUCGAGCUACUGGAUCAUCAAAGCUGUGGGCUUCUUGAUUGGAUUUGGAUUUUUUGGUGAUCCAGUCAUCAAAUACAUGCUGCAGACUAUGGAUAAGAAAAUCCCUGACUGGAGAUCUCAUAUGGAUAUACAAAAAACACUAUUGGCAGAUGUACCUACGAAUGCACAACUCACGUUAGCUCUGCUUCGAAUCGGCGAAAUUAACUCCGAGCCUUUGCCGCCUCCCCCAGUUCCUGGAGACAAUGACCGGGCAUGGCCCAUUUCCCGGAAAAAGUCGCAGCCUGAGGGCUCCACGGACUUGAUCAAGAAUGGCUCAUCUCAUGAAUUGCAAACACCGAACUCUGCAGGAUCUCUGCCAGAGGCGAGACCGAAGCGAAGAACGAUGUUUAAAUUCCUCAGGUUCAUCCGGAACACAGUUGCAACUGCUAUCAAAGGUCAUAUCGCACUUGACCGUGCUAUGGCCAUUGCAGGAUCAGCUCACACUAAAAAUCUGAUUGGAAUGCUGCAGAAGAGGCAGUUCUCCGCAACACCAUUUGGGCCUCUUAAGUUUGAUGCAAAGUUCGAACGUAAACGAGGUGCUGUGGUAAUUGACACGUCAAAGGAGCCCCCAGUCUUGUAUUUCACAACAUACCAGUCUGCUGGACUGGAGGAUUUGCGAAUUGAAAGUCGAAAAAAGGGCUCUGUUCUUUUUCAGAUACCCGUCACGGAUAUCAAGGAGCUUAAAAAGACUGAAGGCCUAGGCUGGAAACGGAAGUUGAUUGUUGAACUAACUGCUGGUAGUAAAGACGCUGCUGAUGGCCUUGUGGUUUCUGGCGACGAGCUGGAGCAGUCUUAUCAUCUCACAGGAAUGAGAUCUCGAAACCAAUUGUUCAAUCGGCUUAUCGCCAUUGAUGCACAGUUUUGGGAGAGUCGCUGA
This is a messenger RNA of Penicillium angulare, 1914 nucleotides long. RefSeq lists its product as uncharacterized. The transcript has 5 exons. Lineage: Eukaryota; Fungi; Ascomycota; Eurotiomycetes; Eurotiales; Aspergillaceae. The coding region runs from base 1 to 1914 and encodes 637 amino acids. The record is from RefSeq and is a predicted model, not a curated record.